CCAGGUGAUUACCAUCUGCCAUUUCUAAUAGGAAAUCCAGCGUCUAGCCUCCUGAACAGUUAGCUAUUCAUGUGAAUUAAACACGUCUGUCCGACUGUGACGCAUGGCUUGAGCUGAAUUUUAAAAGUGGUGAAUAUAGGAUGAAUGCCACAGGCUCAGCUGUCGUCCAACAAUAUGCCGCUUCGACGGACCAAAAGCUAUUUAGUUCAUUGCAAUCAUUACAAGAAUAUGAUCACGAGAUGGAGCCACCGCUGCAAUCACUUCCCAAACAAGUGGCCAAUCAGGAGUUGGAUAGAGCGACAACAUCUACAAUAAUAUUAAGUGAGAGGCAGAACAAGUCUCACAGAGGGAUAGAUAAUGUCGGCUUUGAGUACGAGUCCUCCAUUGUAACAAAAACUAAUUCUGGCGUAAAACAGUCGGUCGGAAAAUUUUCUCGUAAUCAAGGAGAAACUAAUUUUGAGCAGAAUACGUUCAGAAGAGACUACAGUAAAUCACUUCCUGUUCACAGGAAAGCGAAGCCUACACGACGACACGUCUGUGUAAAAUCUCUGUCGUCGUCAUUCUUUUGUGCUACCGCGGGUCCAAGCCUACCACAAAAACACAGCGACGGCGAUAUCGAUAAAGGUAAAGCUUGCGAUCCCACCGAAAGGCGCAGUCCUCCAGAAGUCGUCCCGAAACGUCGUCCCGAACUUAGAGAUUCAAAGGAAAACCCAAAUUUCUCCCGUAGAGCAGCGAUUAGAAAGAGUACUUAUUUCAGCAGAAGUUAUUUAAGCGAACGUAAUAUAAUAUCAUCCCAAAACAACGUUGUCCAGGGUGAAACCGCUGUAGAGUCUUCGGAACGAGCUUGUCACGCGGCAGUUCAUCUGGACAACGUUAACGAACGAGUAGUUAAUGCGAACCCGACUGUUUCUUCGGUGUGUUGCCUCGGUCCUGAAAUCAGCGGGUCUAGUGAUUCGCCAGAAUAUGCCAGUGUAACAACUAGUACAGGCUUAAGAUUUAAACCUGUCACAUUUCAGUGUGGACGAAACGAAAGGGGUUUCGUCGCUGGCCGCAGAAAAUGUAAAGUACAAAGAAUAGGUGUGUUUUAUUGUGAUACCCCUGAUUGCGGAGUUGUGACACGAGAAAAACAAAGCGCAUCUUGUUAUUCUUCGGUGACUACUGAGUAUGGUGGAAUUAGAACACGUGUUCCUGAAAAAACAUUUUCUAAAACAGGUUGUACCCGGGAGUCACCCACGAAUCGAACCCCCAGAAAUGCUGACUCUGAAUCUGACCCACGGCAGUUCUCGGUGGGGAUCGGUGAAUCAUCACUUGUGAGUCUACCUCCUGCUACUUCUGAGGUCAGGGCUCGGGACUCGACUGAAGAAAACGUUGCUACCACAAACCAGCAGAGCAUCGAGGUUGAUUUCAAUGCUGAACAUCCAGAGACAGUUGUCACAGAAACUAACGAAACCAGUAUGACACAACGUGGUGAUAGGCGAAACAACCCCCCACCACAAACACUUCUAGAUGAGUAUACGCAUGUGGACACUACCCCUAAUCCAGAUGUCUUACCCGAUAUACUAAACUCUCACCUACCCCCAUCUUACACCACCCUUCCUCCUCCUAGUAGAAGCUUGCCACCUCCAUUACCUCACGUUCCACCUAUGUAUAUAUCUCCUGCGUCUACAACUGCUCAGUGCUCUCUCUCACCUGUGGGACGGUCAGUACGAGGUGGUAGGAGUGGAUUCCGACCUCUUCCUUCUCGAGGACGGAACAGAUCUUUGACGAGAGGAGCUGUUUACACCGCUCCAGCAGCCUCCGAAAAUGACGAACCUAAACACUGUUGUGGUCUGAUUGUUACACAGGCAAUCAGCAUUCGCUGGUUUAUCGCAAUGAUUGCGUUUGUAGGACUUUGUUGUGCUGUUGUAGGAACAGUGCUCGGAGCACUUAAAACAACAGGACGGGAACAUUUAACAGUGUCUCUCUUAAUGAUCGGAGUCGGGAUUGUAUUGAUUACAGUUAGCGGAAUCGCGAUGAAACUGACGUCGCAAGACGCCCCCUCGUGUCGAGCGAUGUUAGGCAUACAGUCAGACAAUCCAGAGCCUAACAGAAGGUUUGUGCCUCGAGUGCCACCUUACGGACGACCACAUCACCCUUACGGAGCUAUGAUGUAUCCAGAAUUCCAACAUCGCCCUCCACCUCCUUCCUACCAAGCUUCCAUGCAAGAAUAUCGUUUAAGACUGCUGCUCCUCGAUCGUCAACAGGGGGCGUUAUCUUCUUCGCUAUCACCAGUGUCCCCGCCCCCUACGUAUCGUUCACACCCUAGUAGCACUUUGCAGAGGCAGCCGUUGAACUUGGCGGAACGAGAGUGCAGCCGACCUCCAAGUUACCGCUCGCGAGCCAGUUCUGGUGCGGCGCUACGAGCGAGUUCGGACACAUUGGAAUCUCGUCGAAACGAUACUCUUCACGAGAAUGGUGGUUCACGAAAUCAUACUAGUCACAGCCGUAACGCAUCCCUAACUUUAAGUUUUCUAUCUCAUGAAUCUCUUUUUGUAGACUCCAACCACUCCCGUCCAACAGACUUAACCCAGUCCAGUCAGGCCGCGCCGCUCACGUCACCUAGUGAUGGCAGUAGAAGCAGUGAAACCGAUGAAAGUCUCGUAUUACAAAGAGAAACUCAGAUAAAAACUUACCGAACGACGUUGAGCAAUAACCCACAGAAUGUUCGAAAGAAUAACGAUAUCCACAGGGUAACUAUAGUGCAAACUACUGAUUCUUCACACGUGGUAAACCAAGAUGCUGUGGUUGUUUCGGUGAAUGGACAAACACGGAGAACUUUAGUGUCGCCAUCUACCGGCAAUCAGGGAGAGGUAGAAAUUCUUGCGCACGUAUAAUAUUACAUACCGAAAAGUUUCAGCAUACAAACUCAGGCUGCGUAGCUUGUUUUUAUUUCAAUAUUUUUGUAUUUAAAAGUUUUCUAUUAUAAUAAUAAAUAAUAUCAUAUCUA
Molecule: messenger RNA, 2986 nt
Organism: Limulus polyphemus (Atlantic horseshoe crab)
Lineage: Eukaryota; Metazoa; Arthropoda; Merostomata; Xiphosura; Limulidae
Exons: 4
Coding region: 141-2873 (910 amino acids)
Source: RefSeq, a predicted model, not a curated record